This is a messenger RNA of Rodentolepis nana, 273 nucleotides long. NCBI's taxonomy places the organism in Eukaryota, Metazoa, Platyhelminthes, Cestoda, Cyclophyllidea, Hymenolepididae. The record is from the annotation of a GenBank genome assembly.
AUGCCUUACGUAACGAGUACUGGCGAACUGGUAGAGUCAGAGCCAUGGAGUCUUAGAUACGUAGUACGUGUAAUUGGAGAAGCUGUAAACGUCAUCUCCUUAUUCUUUACCUCAAUGAUGCCUUUUGAUGUGGGUGAUUCUAGGAGAAAUUCCAAUCAAAGGCGUCCAUCUGGUCGAAAUACCUCGAAUGUUGGCAGACCUAGGCGACUUGGUAAAUCAUUAGACAUUUUUUGUCUCUCUUACGCUAUUAACUUUACGAAGAGCUCAGAUUAA